Messenger RNA from Hippoglossus stenolepis (Pacific halibut), 1226 nucleotides. It is a transcript of the gene pth4, whose product is annotated as parathyroid hormone 4. NCBI's taxonomy places the organism in Eukaryota, Metazoa, Chordata, Actinopteri, Pleuronectiformes, Pleuronectidae. Gene Ontology annotation, cellular component: extracellular region. Gene Ontology annotation, molecular function: peptide hormone receptor binding; hormone activity. The coding region runs from base 78 to 437 and encodes 119 amino acids. Gene Ontology annotation, biological process: adenylate cyclase-activating G protein-coupled receptor signaling pathway; regulation of chondrocyte differentiation; bone mineralization. The transcript is spliced from 3 exons. The record is from RefSeq and is a predicted model, not a curated record.
GUCGAACCUGAAGUCAGUUCAGACUCGUGAGUCGUGAUCAUUAGAGGAGCUGUUGUCACCGACAGACAGACGACAAGAUGCAGAUGUCCCACAGAUCUGUGCAGUGGCUCGUGGUCACGCUGCUCGUCGUCUUUACAGCAGCUCAGUGUGACCAGAGCGAGAGCCGCCGAGCUGUGAGCGAACACCAGCUGUUGCACGACCGUGGCCGAAACAUCCAGAGUCUGAAGAGGCUCAUCUGGCUGUCGAGCGCCAUCGAGGGGCUCCACACCGCCCAGACCCGCUCCUCCGCCCUCGGCCCAGCAAAGGUCCUGAACCUGGACCUGAACCCGGCGUUGGUCCCUGAUGCUCCGGGCCCCCAACCCGCCCGGGUGCAGAGCCUCCUGAGAGACUUCUUUAACAACCCCUACCUGACUCAGCUGUCCGACACAGAGGCCUAACGCCGCUCUGUGCACAGACACAUGAGAAAUAUGUAUUGUCUCCAUCAUUUGAACAAUGAAACACAUAAAGCACAACAAUUAGUCUUUAGUGCCAAGACACACAUUUGGCUGCAGAUGUGUCCACAUGUUGCAAGAACUUAAAGUUUUAGUUGAGAGAGUGUUUGAGUUAAAGCUGAAUGAAAGUCGUCUGUUGAUGGGCAGUCACACAAAUGUCUCAAUGUUCAGUCUCGUCAUAUUUACAUCAAGGACUUGGCGCCACAACCAAAAAAUAAGACGUCCUUAAGGAGACGUCCUCAGAAGCAAACACGACAGGAACAACAUUUAAAGUCUACACGUUUAAGAAUGUGUGAACUUACCCAGACUUAUAUCCGUUUGCUUUAUCUCUUAAUUAUUCUCAACCAAAGACAAAGUCAAACAUGUUUUUCCUGUUUGCAGAUCAACCUCCUGCAGCAGCAAACUUUGUUCAUCUUUGACCUGCAAAAAUUCAACAAACGCACUGCUGCUGUUUGUCGUCACACUUUCAGAUGAUAACUGAAACUGAAAUACUUGUUACAGCUGUUUCCUUUGUUUCCAGAAACUAUAAAUAGAUAAAGUAUAAAGAGCCCUGAACCACUAGUGUUGUCUCCUCUUCUUAGAAUUGAACACAUACUGUACACGGUGCCAUCUGAACCUCCAGACUGAAUGAAACUGAUGCUUGAUUCUCUGUGAGGAGACAUGUGGCUGCACGACAAAGAUUUGAGUGGCUGUCAUUUUAUCUCGUGAACAUUUCUAUUAAACUCUGUGGCUGCA